Messenger RNA from Caenorhabditis remanei, 1596 nucleotides. RefSeq lists its product as uncharacterized. The transcript is spliced from 5 exons. The record is from RefSeq and is a predicted model, not a curated record. The coding region runs from base 1 to 1596 and encodes 531 amino acids. NCBI's taxonomy places the organism in Eukaryota, Metazoa, Nematoda, Chromadorea, Rhabditida, Rhabditidae. Gene Ontology annotation, molecular function: mRNA binding. Gene Ontology annotation, cellular component: cytoplasm; nucleus; ribonucleoprotein complex.
AUGUCGGACAUGACAGUGUACGUCGGCAACUUGCCAUCGGAUGUUCGUGAAAAGGAAAUAGAAGAUAUCUUUCACAAGUAUGGAGAAAUCCGGAACAUCGAUAUCAAGUCUCGGUCAAGAGAUUCGCCUGCAUUUGCUUUUAUCCAAUUCGAUGAUCGCCGCGAUGCCAAAGAAGCCGUUCGUGCCCGUGACGGGUAUGAGUUUGAUGGAAAACGUCUUCGUGUCGAGUUCCCACGUGGCCAGGGUCCUCGUGGUCCAGGUGGAAGACCUACCAGAGACAAUGGAUCCCGUUUUGGACGCAAUGGUGGUCCUCCGAAACGUAGCAACUACCGUCUGAUUGUCGAAGGCCUUCCAAGAAGUGGAUCGUGGCAAGACAUCAAGGAUCACUUGAAGCAAGCCGGCGAAAUUUGCUAUGCCAAUGUGCACAAUGAAGAGGGUGUUGUAGAGUUUGAGAGAUAUGAGGACCUGGAGUACGCCAUCCGCAAGUAUGAUGAUACCAAAUUCAGAUCUCAUAAGGGAGAAACCGCUUACAUUCGUCUGAAAGAAGACAAAUCGGAGUAUGCCAAAGAAAACAAACGUCGCACUCGCUCGAUCUCUCGCUCCAAGUCUCCAAUUCGUGGUCGCUCGUCAUCCCGCUCCAAGUCUUCAAUACGUGGACGUCGCACUGUGGCCGUAUCCAUGAACGCAAUGAAUGAUAAGAAAGAAAGGAAAGAGAAGUGUUCUGGAAUGCCAGAGGCUGCGGCAAUGCUUCUUGUUGAUUUGUUCAUUAGAGACGAGAAAAGAUGGUAUCAGAGAGUUCUAGGUGGAUGUAAAAAGGGAGUCAACGAAAGGCAGAAGUUGUUAUCGGAAUGGCAGGAAGAACUGGAAGGGAUUGGAUGUGAUCGGACAACACAUCAAAUCUACAGCAGAAUUAAAGGCGAUUUGACGAUGGUGAAAAGUCGAUUGUCUGCGGAGAAAGUGGAGAGAGGAAAAACAGGAGGCGGAUUAGCGAAAAAAUCAGCGAAACUUGACGUCGCCAGACAAAAACUCUACGACCAUGUCGCUGGAUCUCACGCAUUGGAUGGAUUCGAAGGAGGACGUGAAUCGAGUGAAGAGCCGGGGCUGGAAAUGUUCAGUACUGUUGAUGAAAAGACAUCUCAUGGUAACAAUGGAGACGAAGAAGAUAUGGAUUAUAACGAAAUUGAUGAUAAAAUGGUUUUAAAGAGAAGUGAUACGAAGGAAAAAGAAGAUGAAGUUCAAGUCGAAGAAAUGGCGUUCAAGUCUACAAGCUUUAGAGAAGUGGUACAAGCUACUCCACGAAAGAGAGGGAAGCAAGCUAAUGAUUUCGAUUUGAAAAGAAGAACCGUGUUUGAUAGUCAAUUAGAACUACAAGAAGAGAAAAUAGACUACAUACGAACAAAAAAGCGUAUUCUUCUUGAUAAGGAACAACGAGAUCUAAAACUCUGGGAAGUUCAGUACCAAACUGCUCAGCUACAACGCACUCUUGCUUUGGAAGAAGUAAGUAUCAGAGGGUUGAUUGUCAGAGAAGAGGAUAUCAUCGUUCGCGAAGUCGAUUUCAACGGAAAGGAUUUUGAAGCAGCUGGCAAUGAUGAAUGA